Messenger RNA from Rotaria sp. Silwood1, 1860 nucleotides. The record is from the annotation of a GenBank genome assembly. NCBI's taxonomy places the organism in Eukaryota, Metazoa, Rotifera, Eurotatoria, Philodinida, Philodinidae.
AUGAUUGCAAAUGAUAAAGAAAAAGAACGUUACAUGAAAGAAUUAGACGAAAUUUUUCAAAUGCCCAUUAUUGGAUGGGAAGAAGAAUUGGCUACAUUAAGAAUAGAAUUAUUAGAGAAUAAAAUAUUAAACAGAUUUGAGCAAAAGAAUAGUGACAAGGCAAAAAUUCAUGACUGUAUUAAACAAUCACAUUUUUUUGCUGAAAAUCGCUUAGAUGAAUGGUUUGAUUUAAUUAGAACCAUUGCCACAAUCAAUCGAGACAUAAGAUGUAUUUCAUUAGAUGAUAUUACUAAAUUAAUUUUGCGUUUAGUUGAUUUUGACGAUUUGUCAAUAGUUAAAACCAUUAUCGUUGAAAAACGACCGGAACAAUGGUUAUUUGAAUUUUUAUUUGCACGUAUAGAAUCUAAUAUAUAUACAAUGCUGUCGAACAAUGAUGAUGAAUUAAAAAUUAAAUUUUGCCGUUUGAAAAGAACAUUACGUUUAUGCAAUAAAGUGACAGUUCGAUUUUUAGAAAUAUUUGGUUAUCUAGUAUUAGAAUAUAAAAAGGAAUUAUCUGGUUCAUUCAAUCGUGAUUCUCGUAUGUUUUUAAUCGAACUCAUUGAUUUAGUCAUUGAUAGUGAAGUGUAUCUAGACGAAAUAUUAUUAGAUAAACUACAUUUAAAAUCACUGCCAUUAUGGAUAUCACCUCUUGAGAAAAGAAAAUUAGUUCGAGAACUAGAACAAAUUCCACUAUUUUCAGAAUCUUUAAGAGGAAAAUUUCAUACUGUUAAUUAUUUGUGCAAAAUAAGAGAAGAAUAUGGAAAAGAUCUUUUAAAACAAUUAUUAAAUCUAUUUCAAAACAUCGAAUUUACGAAUGAAAAUACUAUAAAUACAAUUAGACGAUUGAAUGAUUUAUUAGAGAAAUUAGCUUACGGUGGCUAUACAUUAGAUAAGGAUAGUUUAACACAAUUAAAUGAUAAACCAUUUGAUCAAUGGGAAAAUGUUUUAAAUUUAAUGAGAGAAAAAAUUGCUGAAGGAGAAAUAAAUUAUCCUCUAAGAAAUCUAUUACAAGACGAAAGUGUUAUGGAAACGAGAAUACAUAAAUUAUUAGAAAAUAUCAAUUGUUACUUUGAUGAGAGAUUCAAUGAAGAAGAUAAAACAUUAAAAUAUACGAGAAAAGAAUCGAAAAUUUGUGAUGAACUAUCAAAUAUUCCUAUUAUGAAUUGGACUAAAGAUAAUAUUCGACAAUGGGCUGAUAAAUUAAAAAAAGAAAUACGUCUGAGACAAAUAUAUUUUGAUUGGAAAAAUGAAUAUCGUGCGGAAAUUAUCUCUGUCAUUGUAAGAGCCGUAAAAUUCUACCGUAGCUAUUCACCUAGAAACACACAAUUAAUUGCUUUAGCUAUAUUCGUAGAUCCUACGGGAUCUAAGAAAGGUCGAUUAGAUAAUAUAUCAACAGGUGAAGGCAAAUCAUUGAUCACUGCAAUGUUAGCAACAGCACAAGCAUUAAUAGGCGAAAAAUUUGAUAUUGUGACAAGUUCGAAAGUGUUAGCUAUUCGAGAUGCUAGUGAUGAUUCACGUGAAGGAUAUAGAAAAUUUUUUGAAUUAUUUGGUUUAAAAGCAGGAAAUAAUUGUGAUGAGGCUUGCGAUGCUACUGGCACAGGUGAUAAAGAAAGAAAAGAACGCUAUGAACAAAAUGAUAUCAUCUACGGAGAAACAGGUUAUUUUCAGAGAGAUAUUCUAUUAACGAAUUUUUUCAAUAAAAACAUACGAGAUUGUAUCGGUAAUAGUUUAAUUGUUGAUGAAGUUGAUAAUAUGGUUAUUGAUAAUGCUGAAAAAACAUUAUACAUCUCACAUAGUAUUACUGAUAUAAGAUAUUUAUGA